CUGGCUUUAGCUCUUUUUUAUAAUCAAUCUGGACUAUUUCAGAUUAUAGAUGUUGCUGGGGGUACAGGAGAUAUCGCUUUCCGCUUGCAAAAACGAAUUGCCAAUGGAGGCAAGGUGACCGUUGUGGACAUAAAUCAGAACAUGCUCGAUGUUGGUCAAGAACGUGCACGAAAGGACAGAGGCGUAAUCGCAUCAAAGCUUGAGUGGGUAUGUGCUAAUGCAGAAAAACUACCAUUUGAGGACAACUCUUUUGAUCUCUACACUAUAUCAUUCGGCAUUCGGAAUUGUACUCAUGUUGACCAGGUUGUUGCCGAAGCCUUUCGCGUAUUGAAGCCUGGAGGACGACUAGCUGUGCUGGAAUUUAGUGCCAUCAAUCCUAUGCUUCGACCAAUAUAUGACGCCUAUUCUUUCAAUGUCAUUCCGGUUUUGGGACAAAAAAUUGAGCACAGUGCAUUUCCUCAAGCUACUUUCAAAUAA
Molecule: messenger RNA, 477 nt
Organism: Strongylus vulgaris
Lineage: Eukaryota; Metazoa; Nematoda; Chromadorea; Rhabditida; Strongylidae
Source: the annotation of a GenBank genome assembly